GAUGGAAAUUACGAGGUAACUAUCAUGACAAAAGCGAUCAUCCAUGAUGAUGGGAAGGUUGUCUGGAAUCCACCGGCCAUCUAUAAAAGUUCCUGUUUAAUAGAUGUGCAAUACUUUCCGUUUGAUCGCCAGGAGUGCCAGAUGAAGUUUGGAUCUUGGACUUAUGAUGGCUAUCAGGUUGAUCUACGACAUUUGGAAGAAGUAGAAAACACCAGCCUCGUGCCUCUUGGAAUCGACUUAUCCAAGUUUUAUUUAAGCGUAGAAUGGGAUAUCAUGUCUGUCCCAGCCAAGCGUAGAGAGAAAUACUACGCUUGCUGUAAUGAGCCAUAUCCGGAUAUCACGUUUAACAUCACAUUACGCCGCAAGACACUCUUCUACACGGUUAACUUAAUCAUUCCUUGUGUAGGCAUAGGUUGCUUAUCUAUCUUAGUCUUUUAUCUUCCUUCCGACAGUGGGGAAAAAGUUACAUUGUGUGUUUCCAUUCUUCUGUCACUAAUUUUCUUUUUCUUAGUGCUUUCUGAAAUCAUUCCCUCCACUUCUUUAGCGUUGCCACUUCUGGGAAAGUACCUUCUCUUUACCAUGAUUCUUCUCACCGUAACAGUUGUAGUAACCAUAUUAGUUUUAAAUGUACACUUUAGAUCUCCUUCCACUCAUAAAUUGAGACCCUGGGUCAGGAAAGUAUUCAUUCGCACGCUUCCGAAAAUUCUUCUCAUGAGAGAACCACAGUACAAGAAUUACAGUGACACUGAAGACAAACAAGACGACGGAAAUAUCCAGGAUAAUGCCAGAAAAGAUCGAACUUCCAGUGUUUCUGAGAGACAAGGUUCUUGUCAAGGCAGAGAAAAUACCUCUCAUCCUCUUGGUCGGUCUACAGCAGAGGAAAUCAUUAUUCAAGAACUGGAAUCGAGUCCAGGUUUUCUGGAAAGAAGAGUGCCGGAAAGAAUGGAAAAGACCAUUCAUAAUGCAAUGUUUAUCGCUCAGCAUAUUGACAAUCAAGAUGACUUUGACAGUAUAAAAGAAGACUGGAAAUAUGUUGCUAUGGUGCUCGACCGACUGUUCCUCUGGCUCUUUUCCACUGCAUGUAUUACUGGCAGUUUCGGCAUUCUUCUGCAGUCCCCUUUUCUCUACGACACAGAUAAACCGAUUGAUGUCAGACUCUCCAAAGUAGCUCAAACGCAAGAAAUGCCUUAUGACUGGCUUGAAAUGUAGAUUUAUCGGAAUUCACUGUAUUUUUAAGCGUUCGGAACACCUUUCAGAAUUAACUAUAGAGAAAGUGCAAAGUUACUAAAAUUUAGAAAAUAGUUCAAUAGUGGUUCCUCGGAAUUUUUUACUGUUCUAAAAUCAUAUUUAUUUAAAUAAACUCUUUUCUUACGUUUUCUUUAUACUUGGGACAUUUUAUUUGUUCAGUGUCUUUGCCAAAUAGCAUAGUCGGGUUAAUUUAUAAUUAGGAAAUUCUUAACUUAUGAAAGCACAACAUAAAAGAUAGGAAUACGGAUUAUUUCAUUCAAGUCUUCCUAUGACAGGUUUUAUCUAUUAGUCUGAUUAGCUGAAUGUCUUAGAACAGUUUCUCUGAUAAUAAACCUCAGUUUUCUUCAUGCAAAUGAAAA
Messenger RNA from Limulus polyphemus (Atlantic horseshoe crab), 1607 nucleotides. Its product is annotated as acetylcholine receptor subunit alpha-like 1. The transcript has 3 exons. Bases 25 to 1209 code for a protein of 394 amino acids. Gene Ontology annotation, biological process: signal transduction; nervous system process; regulation of membrane potential. Gene Ontology annotation, molecular function: transmembrane signaling receptor activity; extracellular ligand-gated monoatomic ion channel activity; neurotransmitter receptor activity. Lineage: Eukaryota; Metazoa; Arthropoda; Merostomata; Xiphosura; Limulidae. Gene Ontology annotation, cellular component: membrane; synapse; neuron projection. The record is from RefSeq and is a predicted model, not a curated record.